AUGUGUGUCGAAGACGUUGAGAUGCUUGUGAAUAACCGACUUCGAGGCUUAAAGAUUGGAGGAAAUUUCGAAGAUGCACUACGCAUGGAGGUAGACCAAGCAAACUCCUCACCUUUCACCACUGAAAUCAAGCAAGCUACUCCCCCGAAACGAUUCUCAACGCCCUUUUUCACAUGCUUCAAUGGGGAUUCCGAUCCCGAAAGCCAUCUGAAGUAUUUCAAGAGCCUUAUGAUCCUAUACAAAACUGAAGACGCGCUAAUGUGCAAGGUCUUUGCAAUGAAUUUGCGAGGAGCAGCUCAAGACUGGUUUCACACCCUGCCAUCCGGGUCGAUUAGCAGCUUCAAGGAGCUUGCUUAUGUCUUCACUAAAGAGUAUACUUCUUAUCGGACGAUCAAGAAGAACCCUGACCAUCUGUUCAACGUGCACAAGAAGUCCGAUGAAUCCCUCCAAGACUACAUCAAGAGGUUCAAAGCGGAGAGGGCAAACAUUGUAGGAUGUGAUGACCAAAUUGCGUCCUCUGCCUUCAAGAGGGGGUUGCCAAUUGAAUGUGAGUUGUAUCGCGAGCUGACCAUCUCUCCCUGCCAAAUAUUGAUAGAAGUCUUUGCUACAGCAGAGCACUACGCACUAUGGGACGACGACCAGAUUGCCGCGAAGAAGGCUAAUCAAGCAGCUAAGCUGGCAAGCGAAGAGAACUGCAAGCGCAGAUCACAGCCUUAG
This is a messenger RNA of Prunus dulcis (almond), 717 nucleotides long. RefSeq lists its product as uncharacterized. NCBI's taxonomy places the organism in Eukaryota, Viridiplantae, Streptophyta, Magnoliopsida, Rosales, Rosaceae. The transcript has a single exon. The coding region runs from base 1 to 717 and encodes 238 amino acids. The record is from RefSeq and is a predicted model, not a curated record.